AAAGCCAAACCUCUGUCGUCUCUCUCCGAUGCCGGCAAUGGCGUCUUCUCCUCCUCUCCUCCUUCUCCUCCUCCUCUUCUUCGUCUCCGUCUCCACCGCCCACCUCCACCGAUCGAUCCACAGAGUCUUCGAAAACUCCAUGAUCGAACCCUCCACCAUCCCCCCGUCCACCUUCUUCGAAGUCACGAAGCCCAUCUCCAUCCCCGAUUCCACUCCCUGCUCCACUCUUCUUCUCCAGCACGACUUCGCCUUCACCUACGGAAAGCCCCCUGUCACCGCUCCUUACUCCUUCCCCUCCCACUGUCCCCAAAACCCUCCCUCCAAGAUCGUCCUCGAGUGGACCGCCACCUCUCGCGGCCGUCAGUUCGAUCGCAUCUUUGGCGUUUGGCUCUCCGGCGUCGAGCUUCUCCGUAGCUGCACUGCCGAGCCUCGCCUUAAUGGUAUCAUAUGGACUGUGCGCAAGGACGUCACGCGGUACUCCUCCAUCUUUGCUCGUUCCUCCACUCUCGCCGUCUACCUCGGAAACCUCGUUGAUUCCACCUACACCGGCGUUUACCACGUGAACAUCUCCCUCCACUUCUACUACGACGGCAGCGAUCACUCCUCCGCCACACCUGGUUUCAACUCCCCCGCUGAUCUCAUUCUCCCCAUCUCGAGAAGCCUCCCGUUGAAUGAUGGCUUGUGGCUUCCCAUCCAGAACUCGACUGAUGCUCAAUCUAAGCAGGUACGCAUUCCAACCAACACCUACCGAGCAGUGCUUGAGGUUUUCGUCUCCUUCCAUUCUAAUGAUGAGUUCUGGUAUACUAAUCCGCCUAAUGAUUAUAUAACUGAAAAUAACAUCACUGGUAUGCCUGGGAAUGGAGCAUUUCGUGAAGUUGUGGUUUUUCUUGAUGAUAGUGUUAUUGGUGCUGUGUGGCCAUUCCCAGUGAUCUAUACUGGUGGGAUUAAUCCUCUUCUUUGGAGGCCUAUCACUGGUAUUGGCUCUUUUGAUCUUCCAUCUUAUGAUAUAGAGGUUACCCCUUUUCUGGGAAAGAUUUUAGAUGGAAAACUGCAUGAAUUUGGGUUCCGAGUCACUGAUGCUCUUGAUGUUUGGUUUGUGGAUGCAAAUUUGCAUCUUUGGUUGGAUGGGAAGAAUGACCAUGUUCAUGGGGAGGUUGUUGAGUAUAAAGCUCCGGCAUUGGAGCAGUCCUCUGUUUACAAGUUCAAGGGACUUGAUGGGAGUUUCAGGAGGAAUGCGAGGAGGGAGUUGUCGGCUACUGGGUGGGUUAAUUCAUCUUAUGGGAAGAUCUCUACACAUUUCUUUCAGAAACUUGAGUACGAGAAUUUGAUGGUGUUUGAUGGCAAUGGGAGUGUGCAGGUGAUCAACCAGACUACAGGUUCCCAUUUUGGAACUUAUGUCAGGCACCCAUCUUCUGGUCUUUAUUCAGAGCAAGUUUUUCAGGCCUUUCCUCUCUAUGUUUACACGGCAACUACUGAUCAAGUUAAUGAUAGUUACUCCCUGCUUGCGAAUUUAUCGCGAGGAUUCAAUGAGAAGAAGUUGUUGGGGGAGCGGGAUGGGUUAGUGUUUAGCUCAUUGUGGAACUUGCAGGAUUCUCAGGGUGAGAUGCGUGUGAAGGGGAACUUGGUAACUAGUGGUGUUGGAGGCAGUAAGCAAGUGUAUAGGUAUGAGAGUACUGGUGGUUGCUACUUCAGGAAUGUGAGCAGUUAUAAUUACACCUUGCUGAAUGAUGAAUCAGGGGCUUCUUGUGCUGCGAGCUCCCUGUUUGGCUCGGAGAAUUUAUUCACUAAAUUUCUGCCAUAUCCAACGAGGAGGGCAUCCUUGUCUUUAGAGUUGGGUGAUGCAGAGAAGGGAGAUUAAGUGAUGAAUUUGGUGUAUCCUUCAAAUGGUUAUUAGUUAAUAAACGAAGGUUCUGGAAAUUAUUAUCUAAUUAGUUAGAAUUGGCUUGUGUACGAGUUCAAUUGUAAACUUGUGGAGUUCAUCAUGGAAGCUAGUUUUUCUGUUGACUCCCCAUUUAGUUGUUCAUGAUUAAAAUUUUCGUCAUUCAGUAUCCUUAUUAUAUUCAAUA
This is a messenger RNA of Dioscorea cayenensis subsp. rotundata (Guinea yam), 2066 nucleotides long. Its product is annotated as peptide-N4-(N-acetyl-beta-glucosaminyl)asparagine amidase A. The record is from RefSeq and is a predicted model, not a curated record. The coding region runs from base 29 to 1858 and encodes 609 amino acids. Gene Ontology annotation, cellular component: vacuole. Lineage: Eukaryota; Viridiplantae; Streptophyta; Magnoliopsida; Dioscoreales; Dioscoreaceae. The transcript has a single exon.